GCGAGGAAAAGCGUGGCACAACCAGAAAUAUCUCAUUCCCCCCCAAAUAAAUACCCUAGACACCAGGUUCCCUGUACGGCUCUAGAGAAGGCUGCCUCGGUCCGGCCGCGCGGGAGCUGACGCGCGCCCAGAGGACCGCUGCUGACAAACCAGGUCUCCCCGCCAGCCGCAGCUGUCUCCGAGUCCGGACCCCCCGCGCUCCGGACGCACGCUGCCCUCCCUGUCCCCCGCCCUCCGCGGCGCCGGCCCCUCCGAGGUCUGCGCGCCGCUUUGCGCCGCCGCCGCCGCCGAGGUUCCGGCGUCCACGCUCGGGUAGACGCGGGCCCCGGUCCUCCCCCUUUCGGGGUCCUCGAGCUGUUUACCGGUCGCGCCGUGCGCACCCGCUCCAACCGCUCGCUCAGCGGGCAGCGCGGGCGGGUCCGGCCCGUAAUCCAACCACAUCUCCGAGUUGCAGCCGAUUCUCGUCUGUGGAUCGCGCGUCACCGUCGCCCGGGGUCCCCUCGGCGUCUCUCCGCAGGGCCGCGCGCGCGGACGCGUUCUGCGGACACAGGUUCCGGGCGCGGGGCUGGCUGUGCUCCUGGCGGUGCCGGCCGGCGAGGACCUCCUCACCAUCCGUUAAACUCCUCCUCGAGUUUGGUUUCCGCCAGGCAUUGAGGGCAUGCGGGUACCUGUUUGGGGCGCUGGCGCCUGCGCCCGCUCGCGCGCGCGCGCUCUCUCUCCCUCUCCUUUCCAAAAAUUGGAUCUUUACCUCUCCACACCAAGGUGCACAGACGCCAAACAGUGAUGAAAUGAAAAGAAAGCCAAUUGCCGGACUGGAGGUGGGGGAGAGAUACCAUGUCUGCAUGCGCCCGCCGCCGAGCCGGGAGCCGUAAUUGCUGCAGACAGACAGCGCUGGGGGUUGGGCGGACGUGGCCGUGUAUAAAUAGUGAGAUCUCAAAUUGAAAGGCAUAAAUAACAGCAGGAGGGAUCUACCCUCACACGGACCGUCCUCUCCGCGCGGGGAGGCGUGCGGACCACAGCCCGGCUCCCAGCCAGCCCCGCCGAGCCCCGCGGACCCCGCAGCCCCGCGCAGCCAUGGAGGAACUCACGGCUUUUGUAUCCAAAUCUUUUGACCAGAAAAGCAAGGAGAGCACCGGCGGCGGCAGCGGCGGCGGCGGCGGCAAGAAGGAUUCGAUCACGUACAGGGAAGUUUUGGAGAGCGGACUGGCGCGCUCCCGGGAGCUGGGGAGCUCGGAAUCCAGCCUCCAGGACAUUACGGAGGGCAGUGGCCACUGUCCGGUGCAUCUGUUUAAGGACCACGUGGACAACGACAAGGACAAACUCAAAGAGUUCGGCACGGGGAGGGCUGCCGAAGGUAUCUACGAGUGCAAGGAGAAGCGUGAGGACGUGAAGUCGGAGGACGAGGACGGCCAGACCAAGCUGAAACAGAGGCGCAGCCGCACCAACUUCACGCUCGAGCAGCUCAACGAGCUGGAGCGGCUCUUCGACGAGACCCACUACCCCGACGCCUUCAUGCGCGAGGAGCUCAGCCAGCGCCUGGGGCUCUCGGAGGCGCGUGUGCAGGUUUGGUUCCAGAACCGGAGAGCCAAGUGUCGGAAGCAGGAGAACCAGAUGCAUAAAGGCGUUAUCCUGGGCACCGCCAGCCACCUGGACGCCUGCAGGGUGGCGCCCUACGUCAACAUGGGCGCCCUGCGAAUGCCUUUCCAACAGGUCCAGGCGCAGCUGCAGCUGGAAGGCGUGGCGCACGCGCACCCGCACCUGCAUCCGCACCUGGCCGCGCACGCGCCCUACCUGAUGUUCCCACCGCCGCCCUUCGGGCUGCCCAUAGCAUCGCUGGCCGAGUCGGCCUCGGCCGCUGCUGUCGUGGCCGCCGCCGCCAAAAGCAACAGCAAAAACUCCAGCAUCGCCGACCUGCGGCUCAAGGCGCGCAAGCACGCCGAGGCCUUGGGGCUCUGACCCGCCGCCCGCCCCGCGCCCAGCCCCGGCCCCAUGACCUCGCCCGCGCUGCGUCCUGCACUCGACCCCUCCGCGCCCCCCGACGGCCGCACGGACGCCCUGCAGCGAGGGCGCCGGCCCUGGCGCAGCGGCCUCCCUGCCUGGGGCAGUCCGGGGGCCCACCCCUGGCCCAGGGAGGGGGCUUCCGGGACCUCACGACCCUGCCAGACCCUCGCAGAGACUGUGCGGAAGAGAGUAGGUGACGGUCAGACCAGCCAACCCAGCCCCCGGCCUCGCAGUCUGUGCGUCCUGGGACCCUGGGCCACGGGGAGCCCUGCGCGUCCUUCUCUGCUGCCGGCGUUCCUACCCUGUGCAUGCGGCCUCCUACACACCUUUGGAAGAUCACAGCGUCGAUUAAACGAAAAGAUCUGGGGCUGGUCUCCGCCGAAGAUGCCAAUGCUUGGUUGCCAACAGUUUUACUCACUGCAUUCCUUGCAUUCGUCUGGGGAGGCGGUGCAGGACGGGUAUGGAUUGCAACGUGGACUUGCGCCUGCCAGGCUAGGGGCCUGCGCUCUGCAGCAAUAAGGAAAGGCAUCUGCCGACCUCCGACCUCGGGAACAAGGUGGGGUGGGGGUGGGGGAGACCCGAAUCUCCCACGUUGUUGUCACCGUACUGUUUGGGGACCUGAAUCACGAGCACCCUUUUCAUGCACACGUUUGGCCCCAAAGCACCGAGUUUAGGAUUCCUCGUGCCAUACAGCAGACGACUUUAUAACUUUUCCAGUAUUUGAUUCCCGAAUUGACUUUUGUUUGUUUGUUUGUUUUUUGGCUGUUUCACAGAAUUCAGACGCAAAUAACGUGCAUAGAGACACAGGGGCGCGUGGUUUUAAGGUAUAAUACUGAUGCAGCAUUAAUUUUAGUGAAAUGCAAUUAAGUUCAGUAAAGUGCAAUACUGUAAAUGUUAUAGAUUUAAAAGAAAAAAAAUAGCCGUGCACUCUUGACCCUGUCGGCUUCGGACUUCUAAGGGCAUUACUUCCUCCUGCAUGCUGCGGGCCUGGCCGGCUGGGGCCCAUUGCCGAAAUGAUGGGGGAGGUGGUGGUGGUGAGGCAGUGUGGUCUGGAUCUGAAGGAAUUGAGGUGUGUGGUACGUGAUAAAGCAGGACCUGGGGAGGGGGGGGGUGCCAGGAUGUGAGGCCGAUGGCUGAGCUGUUUCUGCAAAGAGAAGAGGCUGAGACGGGUCCUCUAGGCAGUGAGUUUUAAGAUCACGUUUUGUGGCGGUGGUAGUCUGGUCCAGGUUUGAGCUCUUCUUUCUCCCUGCGUCCCCACCCCCUCUCCCCGGCCCCCACCGACUGAGAAAGCACCAAAUAGCGAUUCAUUGUAUGGAGUGGGAAACGCACUUGA
Molecule: messenger RNA, 3334 nt
Organism: Ailuropoda melanoleuca (giant panda)
Lineage: Eukaryota; Metazoa; Chordata; Mammalia; Carnivora; Ursidae
Gene: SHOX
Product: SHOX homeobox
Exons: 5
Coding region: 1075-1956 (293 amino acids)
Biological process (GO): regulation of transcription by RNA polymerase II
Cellular component (GO): nucleus
Molecular function (GO): DNA-binding transcription factor activity, RNA polymerase II-specific; sequence-specific double-stranded DNA binding
Source: RefSeq, a predicted model, not a curated record